Molecule: messenger RNA, 933 nt
Organism: Brassica napus (rape)
Lineage: Eukaryota; Viridiplantae; Streptophyta; Magnoliopsida; Brassicales; Brassicaceae
Exons: 2
Coding region: 1-933 (310 amino acids)
Source: RefSeq, a predicted model, not a curated record
AUGGCGUGCCUUGCACAACAGGACGCAGCCCAGAAGGCGGCGACCGACCAAAUCGCGGCACUCGCAAAAAUCUUAGCUCCUCUCGCUGCGAACGUGGAAGCCUCAACGGCGCAGUACGGAAGACAUCUGUUAAGCACAGAGAGAGGAACCGGGGCGACGCCGGCGCACGCUGAAGACCAAGAUGUCAACGACGGCUAUACGACUCAAACCCCUGGAGGCCUCGACGCGCAGACCAUAAACGAGCUCGCCGCGUUAAAACAGUCAGUGGUCGAUAUAAACUCUAAAAUCCACAACGUGACUACGUCUGCUCCUCAGAUCGAGUGUGUCCUCGCAGAAUCUCUCUCGACACUGUUUACAGAAAAAAUAAUUGGGGUCCGACUCCGAAAAAUGGACAAGUUCCGUCUUCCGACCUUCGACGGCGUUUCCAACCCUUCUGCCCAUGUCACGUCCUUCAAUAUCGCAAUGCGCCGCGCGAAUCUCUCUGACGAAGAAAAAGACGCUGGCUUUUGUCAGCUUUUCGUCGAAACCCUAGAAGGAAUCGCUCUCAACUUGUUCACCGGCCUUCAAGAAAACUCGUCAACAGAAGCCACCGCUACGGAUCUCUGGAACCUCAAUCACGCCAAUGGGCAAAGCCUCCGAGAUUUCAUGGAGAAGUUUAAAUUCGUUGUCUCAAAAGUCGACAUCCCGGACCACAUAGCUGUGGAAUCAUUGAUGAACACCCUCCAUAUCAAAUCGCCAUUUCGAGCCGACCUUUAUCGGCACCCGACGAGAUCCGUGCCGGAUGCUAUCGCUCGAUCCAACAACUUCAUCCGUAUGGAGGAAGACACUAGGGCAAAGGCGGCGAAAGAGGCGGCAGGAAAACAAACGCCCGCCCGGACGAACGACACCCGUCAGGAGCCGCGUCAACAUUCUACGGGCAGCAAAACCAACUAG